Messenger RNA from Diachasma alloeum, 2169 nucleotides. RefSeq names its product serine/threonine-protein kinase pelle (gene pll). The transcript is spliced from 4 exons. The coding region runs from base 430 to 1971 and encodes 513 amino acids. Gene Ontology annotation, biological process: signal transduction; protein phosphorylation. The record is from RefSeq and is a predicted model, not a curated record. Gene Ontology annotation, cellular component: plasma membrane. Gene Ontology annotation, molecular function: ATP binding; protein kinase activity; protein binding. NCBI's taxonomy places the organism in Eukaryota, Metazoa, Arthropoda, Insecta, Hymenoptera, Braconidae.
AAAAACAACAUUGUAAUCGAUCAUUAUCAUCCUAAAAACACGCGAGGAAAAUUAAAAUUUGUGACAAACAGUUGCGGUUGCGGUUUUACCACAACCGGUGCCGUGAACCAAAUUGAAACCAUUCGUCGACCAUUUGACACGGCCAGCGCCGCCAUCGGUGAAUAGCGAGCUCAAUACCUCGUUACUUUCGGGUUUCAAAAGUAACAAUAUAACAGUAACGAAUGAUUACUACGCGCAUAUCUUUAGUUGUUAUGUGAACGCCCGUGCGCCUUAGAGCCUAGGUGGCGUUUUCUUAUUUAGCGAGCCCAAUAGGAGAAUGAGGAAGGAUAAGGAUAUAAUAAUUGCAAAUCAAUAUGGUGGUUUAUUAUUGUUUUUAUCGGUCGAAGGACCUGUUGCAGUGCAGUUGUUCAUUACAAAAAACAUUUAGGAAUGUCUCAAUCCCUAGAUGAUACUAAUAUCAUUUAUGUCUACGACUUACCGUUUUUUGAACGAGACGAAUUGUGUAAAUUAUUAAACCAGAAUAAUGCGUGGGAGGAACUUGCUGGGAAAUGGAUGAAGUACCCUCAUUCAACAAUAUCAUCCCUCCAAGAGGAGAAAAACCCAACGGAUCACCUCUUAGAUCUGUGGGGUCGCCACAAUCACAAAAUAUCCGAAUUAUUCGGUUUAUUAUCUCAAAUGCAACAUUACCGUGCCAUGUUGAUACUCAAACCCUUCGUGGAUACAAAGUACCACGUGUUGAUCGAUCGAGGUGAGGGGAACGUGAAGGCCGUCCUGGCCAGAAGAAAAAACCCCCAAAAAGAUUCGAAAAUUGAGGCGCAGAAUUUCAACCAAAUCACUUCCCAACUCCCUGUCGAGCAAAAAAUCAUCCGGAAUUACAAAGGGGCUAAGGAUAGCAUUAAGAUCAUCAACAAGUCGGAAAUGCUCUGCCCACCUCAAACAGCACCCAGCAAUUCCAAUAAUCUACUGGUGGUUACCCCCGGAGCAGGCUCGAGAGUAUCUCCUCUUCCAGAACGCGCUGGAACAUGCUCGUUGCGGGGAAAUGGAUUUUCCUUUGGUAAGGAAACUACAUUGCCCCAAAUUUCGUAUCAGGACCUCAGUAUCGCAACUGGUGGAUGGAAUCCGCAGUUAGUGCUAGGGAGAGGAGGAUUCGGGACUGUUUUCAGAGGACUUUGGAAAAAUACUGAAGUUGCAAUAAAAAAAAUCGAGAGGAAAGGUCCAGAAACUGACGAGAGCUACAUGCAGCAGCUCCAACAACUAUUAAGGGAACUAACCAUUUUGAAUUCCCGUCCUCAUGAGAAUAUUUUGUCUCUCUAUGCUUUCAGCAUGGGUGGAGAUGCACCUUGUCUCGUGUAUCAAUUUAUGGCAAAUGGAUCUUUAGCUGAUAGAUUGCAGUUGAGGCACGGCACGCAGCCUCUAACGUGGCUAGAGAGGCAUGAGAUUGCUAAGGGAACGGCGAGGGGACUGCAGUAUUUGCACGAGAUUGGAGAAAAACCCUUAAUUCAUGGCGAUAUCAAGAGUGCUAAUAUUUUAUUGGAUAAAAAUUUCGAACCCAGAAUUGGAGACUUUGGACUUGCUAGGGAGGGCUCUAAGGAGGAUUCGAUAAAGAUCAGCAAAAUUCAAGGAACAAGGCCCUAUCUUCCUGACGAAUUUCUGAUGAAUAAGACAUUAUCUAGAAAAAUCGAUACUUACUCAUAUGGUAUCGUAAUGUUUGAACUGGCCACUGGGCUCCCAAUUUACGAUCAAUCACGAUCUGAUCACAAAUACUUGAAAGACUUAGUUAAUCACUGGUUCGAGAAAAACUGGGACUUGUCGCAGUUGAUGGACAGAAAGGCUGGAGUGGCUAACAAAGAGGUCUACAAUCAUUUAAUUCUCGUUGGAAACUGGUGCUCAAACGGACUAGCUAAGCAUAGGCCAGAAAUGGCUGCUGUCUUCGAAAAAUUGAAUUUCAAUAUUUUAUAUCAAAGAAAGUAACAAAGAAACAAGCAAAGCUGAUCAAACAUCUUUAUGCAAAUGUGAAUUUUUCUAUGAAUCAUUUUUAAUUGAAUUGAUGAAAGGAUCAUUUAAUCAACUGGAAAUAAAUUGUUCCCGUCGGCUGUAGUACAUUGUAAAAUAAAACUCUAAUUGUAAACGAUUAUAGUAAAUAAAUUUUCAAAUUUAUAAUAAGAUUAU